Molecule: messenger RNA, 1367 nt
Organism: Cololabis saira (Pacific saury)
Lineage: Eukaryota; Metazoa; Chordata; Actinopteri; Beloniformes; Belonidae
Gene: grsf1
Product: G-rich RNA sequence binding factor 1
Exons: 10
Coding region: 112-1254 (380 amino acids)
Biological process (GO): regulation of RNA splicing
Cellular component (GO): nucleoplasm; ribonucleoprotein complex
Molecular function (GO): RNA binding
Source: RefSeq, a predicted model, not a curated record
UGCUAACUUGACCGCUGAGACGUUCGUGCGCGUCCUUGACGGUUCUGACCCACGUGGGCUUGUUUAACCAACCCGUCCGAGCCGACUGGAGCCCGUCCGUGUCCGAGGAAGAUGUCGGGUAAAUCUGUGUUGUUUUUCCUCCAGAGAUGCGUCUCAGUCAGACGCCUGACGUUCGCCACAGCAAUCAAAACCAGCAGUUCCGUCCCGCCGGUCCGGUUCGGGUGUAGUUUCCUCCAGCAGCGAACCGGGACCGCCCUCAGAAGCAGCCAGCACUUCUGCACCAAGACGGGAGCUCCCUGUGAGGAUGACUACCCUCCACUGCCGGCGUAUGAUCCCGACUCAGACCCAGAGACCAAGGAGGUGUACAUCGUGCAGGUGAAAGGCCUCCCCUGGUCGUGCAGCACGCAGGACCUCCUGCAGUUCUUCUCAGAGUGCAGGAUUCAUAAUGGGGAGCAGGGAAUCCACCUGACGGUGAACCGGCAGGGGAAGCCGUCUGGACGGGCCUUCAUAGAGCUGGAGAACGAGGAGGACGUCAGCAAAGCUCUGGAGAAGCACCGGCAGUACCUCGGGCCACGUUACGUUGAAGUGUCUGAGGUGACCAACUGCGAUGCUGAAGACAUCCUGAAGAAAGCGGCCCACCGACCAGGAGAUGAGGGGGUGGUGAGGAUCCGAGGAGUCCCCUUCUCCUGCACCGAGGACGACAUCGUCCACUUCUUCUCAGGUCUGGAUGUCGUGCAGGCCGGGGUCACCAUGGUCCGAGAUGCUUCGGGACGGAGUUCUGGAGAAGCCUUCGUCCGGUUUUCUUCUCAAGAAGAAGCUGAUCGAGCUCUGCAGAAGGACAGAGCGAUGAUGGGACACAGAUACAUCGAGGUGUUCCCGAGCAGAAGUGAGGAGAUCCGCUCCGGGAGGAGGAACAGUUUCUCUCAGACCAGCUUCCAGGCAACAAACAGGAGGCCGGCUCCCCAGAACCAGUACAGACCCGUGACUCAUCAGAACCCGGACGCACCGAUCCAUUACAUCCACAUGAGAGGACUCCCUUUCCAGGUGUCAGGAGAAGAGAUCGUGAAGUUCUUCUCUCCUCUGAUCGUGUCCAAGAUCCUGAUUGAAUGUGGACCUAACGGGAGGCCGAGCGGAGAGGCCGACGUCUACUUCAGCUGCCACAGGGAGGCCGUGGCCGCCAUGUCCAGAGACCGCAUGAACAUAGGAAACAGAUACAUCGAGUUGUUCCUGAACUCUGCUCCAGACUGUCCCUGAACCAGGAGUCCCACCAAGAUCCAAGUGAAUGUCAACACAGAAGCCAAAUCAAUAAACAGAUUCUAUUUAUUCUCAAAGAUGAAACAAUAAACAUUCCUGGUGUCAAGAAUCAA